UAUUUAUACGGCAUCAUUGUACGAAGCAUGUUCAGUGGGAAUAUCGAUUUAUAUUUUUUAGCAAGCGCAGUAAAGUGAGUUUUGUUGAAGGUAAUUAUUGAUAUCCUGUGAAUGGUAACAAUAUUUUAAGAUUAAAAACAGGCCAGACAAAAGGUUUAUUCAGUGGUCGAGCAUAGCGAUGGGAAGUAUCGACAAGGCAUGUAUUUCAGGAUUUUUAUGCCGCCUGUGCUCAGAAAUGCAUCGAAUAGUUAUCCACAUAUAUGGUGACCAAGGCCAACGUCUCUGUCUGGUAGAAAAAAUUAAUGGUUAUUUACCAAUAACGAUUUCCCCCACUGAUCCACUACCUAAAACAAUCUGUACAACAUGUUUAAGACGAGUGGAGCAACAUUACGAUCUGUUAAUGCGUUUAUCAAGAAUCCGAGAAGAGAGAUUUGUGCGUCUUAACAAGCGUCGAGUCGAGGAAAGGCCAAUUCAAAAUCUUCCAGAUGUAUCAAGUCCAGAACCCUCAGAAGAUGAAAUGUACCACAGCGAUAACGAAACCAACAGACGGCAACCCCAACCAGACAUCCCUUUGCGGGAACAUGCAUUAACCUCGUCAUUCACUUCGUCAGUAUUAACAGAACAAUCAUCAGCAGAUACUGCUGAAUCUAUUGCGCAAAGUGCAGUUAAUACGGACGAAGUUGCCUUUGAUACUUCCACAUAUCCAUCAAAUUUGUCGCAAUCAAAUGAUGCUGGUGAUCGGUUUGAGUCGGCUUUGCCAGUGCUUAACGACUGAUGGUAUUUAGUAUGUUAGAUAAGAUUUACUUUACCGUCAUAAAUAUGAUUUAACUCUAAAAACGUAUAGUAUAAACCUCCCUUAUAUUUUCCACUGAAUAAAAUUAAAUUAAUACAA
This is a messenger RNA of Stomoxys calcitrans (stable fly), 892 nucleotides long. RefSeq lists its product as uncharacterized. The record is from RefSeq and is a predicted model, not a curated record. Bases 179 to 775 code for a protein of 198 amino acids. Gene Ontology annotation, molecular function: zinc ion binding. The transcript has 4 exons. Gene Ontology annotation, cellular component: nucleus. Lineage: Eukaryota; Metazoa; Arthropoda; Insecta; Diptera; Muscidae.